This is a messenger RNA of Leguminivora glycinivorella, 1564 nucleotides long. RefSeq lists its product as uncharacterized. The transcript is spliced from 5 exons. NCBI's taxonomy places the organism in Eukaryota, Metazoa, Arthropoda, Insecta, Lepidoptera, Tortricidae. Bases 153 to 1535 code for a protein of 460 amino acids. The record is from RefSeq and is a predicted model, not a curated record.
GUGUUAGGUAUAAUGUAUUAUUAUCUAAGUAUUGUACGAGCUCCCCUAUAAAUAACACGAGUUGAGGAAAAAGUAGCAUGUGAAUUCAUAAUUCAAUACAAAAUUUGCCGGUUCACUCAGCCCGAUUAAAUAAAUAUUCAGUUACAAAAGCCAUGUCGAAAUCUCUAUUGGAUUGUUGUUUGGAGUCUGUGUGUGUCUGUUUUUGCUCGUGGCGCGCUGCGAGAAAGUGGAUUUUGGCAGACAGCGGCAAAGUUACAAAAGAAAGCCACCAUUUGGGCAGACAGCGGGGUUAUGGAUUGGAGAGAUAUGAGAAAAAUGCCAUGUUGAUAUUCGCGAAUACAGAGCCACUAGGGCCGGAGUACGUGGACCAACGAGUGGGACUGAUGAAGAGGAGCUUCGGGCAGUUUAGCUUCGAGACGGAGGUGCAUGUAGACCUGGGGCCUGGGGAGAUGGAGGCUCAGUUGGAGAACUUUUUCAGCAAAGACUUUUCAAGAGUAGGCGCAGUCUGUAUAGCAGUGGUGGGAGGAAAGGGGGAGGCGGGUCAACUUCCGGCGGGGGCGCUGCAAUGCCACGAGACUCGUGUGCUCAACCGGCUGACUUCCGGUCUACCGGGCGCGCUGGCUGGACGUCCUAGGAUCUACAUCACUGAGGUGGUACGCGCUGGCAUGGCGGCGGACUCUGGUGUGUACUCCCUACCCAUCACCAGCCAGUACCCUGACGUGAUCGCCGUCCACAUACCUCUCAUCAUCGAGGGAGAGUCAAACCCUUUGCAAAUGCUAUGCGACAGGCUGGGUACAGAGCGAGAUCUAAAAGCCGAAGUAAUGGCCGCGGCUCAUGAGGCUGAAACUACAUUCCCUGCACUCCAAGAUCACCCUAUACAAGUUGAUAGCACACUCACACUAGAACUAGAGCUUGUUAGGAAAACAGAUGCUUUAGAAACUAGUCAAAUAGAUUCCACAAUCGGUUUUAACGGGAUUGCCGAAGAUGUAAAUGUUGGCGAAUCUUCGGCAGUAGAAGUUUUGAAUGUUGGUAACAAAGAAACUAGUCAAAUAGAUUUGAAAGUUAAUGAGACUUUAGUAGAAGUUUUGAAUACUGAAAACAAAGAAAUGCAAGCGAAGGGGCAGGACGAGACAAACAAGUCCAUAGCAGAAGGUUUAAAUGAUAGCACUCUUAGCUUAGAACUGGAGCUUCUUAAGAGGAGAGAUGAUGCUGCUGUAGGAACUAGUCCAGCAGAUUCCAUAUUAGCAAAUGGGCUUAAAGGGACUGCACAAGAUGUAGGUGUUGGAGAGUCUUCCACAGUAGAAGGUUUGAAUGUUGAUCCCAAAGGCAUUCAAUUAGAUUUAAAAGUUGGCGAGACAUCCGCACUAGCAGAAGCUUUGAAUACUGAAAACAAGGAAAUACAAGUGGAGAAACAGGUUAACGAGACAAACACAACUAUAGGAGGUUUGAAUGAUGAGGAUUUAGAUCAAGGAAGACAAGCUAACAGUGAACAUGCGGACGACUUACCUAACGGUGCCAAAGAGAUUUCAAGAUAGAAGGCAACCCACAAAAUAAUACGAAUGUC